GUAGAGUUACAUCACAAGCCUGCGAAUCGUUGAAACUUUUUCCAAUUGUCAAUUCUUGAAGGUAUACUAAGUGGGUUAUAGGAAUCUGGUUCAAGUGUUGUGUGGCCGAAUAGAGAUAUCUUGUUUUGUCGAUUGUUGGUUGGAAGCGUGUAAAAUACCAACCGAAGAAGAGAAAAGUCUGGGUUUGAAAACUGGAAAGUUCAGAAAAGUCUUGGUUAAAAGAACGGAAAACAAUAUUGGCAUUCUUCCUGCUAAUCGUCAGCAAUGGGUCAUAGUGAAAGCUGGAGGGAUAAUGCUUUGCCCAAUGUAAGCGUUGAAGGGGCAUCCUCCAAUCAUUGUACAUCCCCAAAGGUAGAUCGGUCUCCCAAGACACCAAAAUCUCCUUCAUUUUACUUGGGUGAGGAAGAAGAUAAGGCUGGUAAUGAUAUUCAGAAGCCAUCAAUCAAUAUUUCCAAUUACAAUCUGUCUUCAGAAUUGAAGGUUCCUAAAAGACAAGAUAAAUUACCCCCGGGUAGACAAAAAUUAUCGAUUAGCACAAAUCUUCAUCCUUCUCGAAAUACCAACUCGAGCUCAUUUUUGGAUUCUCAGCUGGUUGUUUCUUCUCAAAGGGAACCUUUUUCUAAUAUCGAUAAUAUUUUACAAUUCCCAAUUGAAUCUUCUCAUGCUUAUUCAUAUGCACAUCUUUCUCCAAAUUCUUUAGCUCUAAGACUCAAUGUUUUGAAGAGAUCUUUACAAAUAUUGAAGGAUAGACCCAGUUUAUAUAAAUCAAUGAGUUUAUCCCAAUUAAUUAAUUAUAAUGAUACCGAUGAUAAAUUAUUGAAUUCUUUCAAAUCUGGUAAUCGACCAUCUUCCUUUUAUAGAAAUCCUCUGGCAAAUAAUAGUGGUGACUUGUAUUUACCUAUUCCAGAUCAAACUAAUAACCUUAAUAAUAACAAUAAAUUGAAACUACAAUCAAAUGCAUCAUCUGCCGCUUUGGCAGCUUUUUUCAGACCUCCAAUGAAAAGAUCUGAUAGUUUACCUGUCAAUCAAUUAUAUUCUCAUAAAUUUGCAUCCGCUUCAUCUCUUGAACUUCAAUCUCCUGAAAUGAAAGAAUCUAAAUCUCUUAAUAAAGAUUUAAAAGAUAUCGUGCAAUUACUUGAAGAUGAUGAACUGGCUUUAGCUAAUCAUACAGAUAUUGCUUCCACUCUACAUGAUUUAUCCCUUUCCUCAAAUAAAGAAGAAGAUCAACGUUUAAAACAAGAUUUCUUAAAAAAUAAAUUAAUCUAUGCUUUAGCUACUCCUUUUGUUGAAACUUCAGUAAUGACUUCAGCUUUGUUGGGUGCUCCUAGCUCCGCUUCAUCUGCUGCGAUAACUCCUCUAUCGUCAAACUUCAAACAAUCGGGCUCCGCUAGUUAUUUUAACCAAAAUUUUUCUUCCGCUACUUUAAAUUCUUUGAAUAUAACUCCAUCGGUUACUCAACCUGCAUCAGCUAUUCCCGGAUCUAAUGGUAACAAUCGUACUUUUCAUUCGAUUUCCCUGGGUAAACACGCUGCUCCCCAAUCUGUUUUCACAGUUGAACUUGAUAGUCCCUGGUCUUUGAAAGCUGCUAAUGAUUUGGCUUGCUUGAUGUUUGGUGUCUCAAAAAAUACAAUAAGAAGUUUGACCUUAAUGGAUCUUAUCGCUCCUCAAUUUAGAAAUUUUGUUACUGAAAGAUUAACUCGUGUAAGUAAUAGUGUUGGAUUGAAAUUUAAAUCUAAAAAUCAAGAAAGAAGUGCAUCCCUUAAUAUUAUAUUCGCUGGUGAAAUCAUAGCGAUUUCAAGACCCGGUGAUAAACAGUAUGCUUGGACGUCUAUGUGGGCUAAAAGGAGGGGUGAUCUUAUUAUCAUUAUGUUUGAUCAAAUACCUUGUGAUGCUUUCGACGUUGUUAUCCUGUGUGAUAAAGAAAAAUAUACCGAAGAAGGCUACAAGAUUCAAUCAAUAGAUGAAAUUGCUGGGAAACUUAUUAAUAAAAGGAACCGUGAUAAUAUUAAUCGAGUUGAAGCUUUAAGUGAAGCUAUUGAUAAAGAUUUGAAACAAAAUAAUGACGACCCUGAGGAUAAUAGUGGCUUCAUAAAUUAUUAUUUACCGCAAGAUAUAUCAGACAGUGAAAAAAUUAAUAGAACCCGUUAUUAUACUCUUCAAAUCGAUGGUGAUGAAAAUGGUAAUAUACCUUGUGCAGUUACUUCGAAUCCGCUCGAGAUAAAUCCUGAUAAAUACGAAAUUAAGUUAAAGUUUCACACUUUGCCAUAUAUUGCUGGUAUUUUUGUCUUAAGAGCUACUGAUUUGAAAAUUUUAUCUUGUAAUAAUGCCAUCGCUAAAAAUUUAUUUGGUCGCUCAUUUGAUGAAUUGACACAACAAUCAAUAGAUUAUAUAAUACCUAAAUUUUCAGAAAUUUUACAAACUGGGUUAGAAAUAAAUGAUGAUGCUUUCAAUAUAGUCCCUGGUUUAGUGUUACCUGAGCAUUUUUUUAGAAGGUAUGAUGCUGUGUUGCGUUAUGAAAAUGAAGCAGAACUCGAUGAUAAUGAUGAACCAUUAAGUGAAGAGGAAUUAUUUUUAGGCUCUCACGGUAUUGUUGGUCUUCAUAGGGAUGGGAAACCACUUUUUAUAGAUGUUCAAUUGAGAGUUUCCGCAAAUGAUACUUACGUUUUAUGGGUUACUUAUUCAAGACAGUCUAGUAAAAACAAUCAUGAUGUUUCUAAAGAACUCGAUAAAUUGAGUACUACUACUUCGUCUCUAUCUUUAUCCACUACGUCGACAGAGAAAUCACCAGGUUUUAAACGUUCAAGAUUGAAUAGCAGUGAUGACAUUGACGAUGUUGGCCUUCCUUCUCAAUUGAAGUUGCUUCCUGAUAAUGAAGCUGAUAUACUAGAAUUGAGUUAUAGCAGUGCCGAGGUUAGUCGUCAAAAUAGUACAAGAAGACCAAAAGCAAAUACUUUUGCCAUCCCAAUAAGACACCUUAACGAUGCAUUGGCUGACGCAGUAAGCCCUGAAAGGAUUGUUUCAAAACCUAGUUCGAAAAAUAGAACUAUUUCUAACAAUGACUCUAUUAUGAGUCAAGAUGAUGAUAGUCGCUCUUCUAGUCCCACAAACACCGCCGCUAGUAGUACUUCGGGAAUCGAUUCAAAUACUGGUAAUAAAGAGACGGAAGAAAAAGACCAGGGGGCCAAGUCCCCAGCACUUGGGGAGAUCAUGUCUUAUAAGAAAUAUUCCGAAGAAGCAAUUCUAAAUCUAGAGAAUACUGUAUUAGCAGAAAAAAUGGAGAAGUCUACCCAAUGGCCCCAAAAAAUUGGUGCCAAAAAGAGAUCAAAGAAAUUCUCCGAAUUUAAUGUUUUAAAAGACAUGGGUGAAGGUGCUUAUGGUAAAGUUGUUUUGGCUCAACACAAGGAAGAUUCCGUAUAUAAAAUUAUUAUCAAGUGUAUCGAUAAAGAGAGAAUCUUGGUCGAUACCUGGGUACGAGACAGAUCCUUGGGUACCAUACCUUCUGAAAUUCAAAUCAUGGCCUUUUUAAAUAAUGAACCUCAUCCAAAUAUUAUGAGAAUCAUUGAUUAUUUUGAAGAUCCAAAGUAUUAUUAUUUGGAGACUCCCAUCUUCGGAGAUCCACCAGCAAUCGAUUUAUUUGAUUUCAUCGAAAUCAAAAAGGAUAUGACUGAGCUAGAAUGCCAGUUUAUUUUCAAACAAAUUGUUCUGGCCAUUUAUCAUCUACACAAAAAUGGUAUAGUUCAUCGUGAUAUUAAAGAUGAAAACAUUAUAGUCGACGAAAACGGAAUAAUCAAAUUGAUAGACUUUGGAAGUGCUGGUUACACUAAACUGGGUCCUUUUGAUGUUUUCGUUGGAACUAUAGAUUAUGCAUCUCCUGAAGUAUUACGAGGUGAAAAGUAUGAAGGGAAACCACAAGACAUUUGGGCUUUGGGUAUCUUGUUAUACACCUUACUUUACAAAGAAAAUCCUUUCUAUAAUGUGGAUGAAAUUAUGGAAGGUGAUUUAAGAGUUCCUGGCGUUAUUAGCGAUAAGUCUUUGAACCUUAUCAAAAGAAUUCUCAAUAAAGAAGUCGAUCAGAGACCUACGAUCACAGACAUUGUUGAAGAUGAAUGGUUGGACAUCUAA
Hyphopichia burtonii NRRL Y-1933 is the source of this 4122-nucleotide messenger RNA. RefSeq names its product serine/threonine protein kinase (gene FUN31). The coding region runs from base 265 to 4122 and encodes 1285 amino acids. The record is from RefSeq and is a predicted model, not a curated record. The transcript has 3 exons. Gene Ontology annotation, cellular component: nucleus; cytosol; cytoplasm. Gene Ontology annotation, biological process: intracellular signal transduction; protein phosphorylation; negative regulation of glycogen biosynthetic process. Gene Ontology annotation, molecular function: ATP binding; protein serine/threonine kinase activity. Lineage: Eukaryota; Fungi; Ascomycota; Pichiomycetes; Serinales; Debaryomycetaceae.